CUACUUUUCCAUUAGAAGAUUAUGCAAAUUUUUAGCUAAUGACAUAGAUUCGUCUUCAGUAUGUAAAGCAACUUUUAAGGAGCUUUGUUCUCAAUUCUCUUGUUGGCCACGAACAUGUAUGAAAGAAGCUAUUGACUAUAUUCUUUGUUGCCAAGGCCAAUCUUUUUUCUUUCAUCUUGUUUUGUGAAUCGUCUUGCUAACGUAUGUUAGCAUGGCGAUUGCAAAAGAAAGUUGAAAAAAAAAGACCGCCAUUAACACAACAAACAGUAUAGUCAGCGACCAUUUUUUAUACAUGUUCGUGACCAACAAGUUGAUUGGGAAUAAGGCUCAUUGAAAACAUUGAUAAACAAAGUUAAAAAACUUAUAUUAUUUAGUUAUCUGUAUCCUUCAAUGAAAUUGUUGGACCUGUAGAUAAAUCGUCAACCAGUGUCUAGAAACUCAAACUUAUCGUACCCGAGGAUAAGUAAGGAUCAGGUAGAAUUUUGCAGAUUGAAUUAGAUUGAACAUAUUUGUAGGAUCGACUAGGAAACUGUGUUAUGCAACUUCUUCAAUUAAAAUAAAAAGCUGUUUUUCCUAUUAUAAGCUUUUUGUUGUCACACAACAACAGAAUUACAGGCGAAUUAUCUGUAAUUGGAUGAUUCCAACGAGUUUCUAUUCCCUUACGAAUAGGUAGCUCUUGAGGAAAUCAAAUUUUUCGGAGUCAUCAAUUAAUCUUCUGAGUAGGGAUGAACCACUUAACAUAACUCAAAAUUAAGUUCAAUUUUAUUACUUAACACCUAAUUCACUUAACAUUAAGUUUAAGUGAUUGUGUUAGGCAAAUAUCAUUUGAUUUCGACUUUUUCUUUACACCGAUACGGACUCACCAUGACGUUAUUGAGGUUCUAUAAAAGAGCAGUCCUGCGAACCCCUGAUCGAUCCGGACUGGUGGGACAUUCUAGUUUCAUAUCGCUUAUUUUGAAACUUUCUUGUCAUAAAUAAGACAAGACACAUAUAGUCGCUUCCUGCCAUGAUAUCUGUCGAAGUCGAUCGCAUCUUGAAGUCGUUCCUCGUCUGGGAUUCAUGGAUUCUGUAUUCUGCUGAAAAGCUUUGAAUGCUUUUUUUAUAAACGUCAAGGCUAUGGAGGUAUUCUAGACAGAUGCUUUCGAUGAGCUUUUUUCUUUCAUAAAAAUUUAAAACUCAUACGCUCGUAUUAUAUUGGGGGCUCACCAUUCUUACGAAUGACGAGAAAAGAAAAUGCGAAAGAACGGAAUUGGCUAGUAAGAGAAGCAAAUCUAUCAAGAGGAUGCGUUUUUACCCAUUUUCUCUUCACUGACUUCCGUCGAUCACAUACCCCAUACAACUUUCUGACGCACUAGUCGUGUUAGAUGACAAAUGCAUUUAAAUGAAAAUAGAUUUAGCCAAGAGUGAUAAAUAAAGGCAAAACAGUUUAAAACAUAAAAUACUAAAAUAAAUGAUAUGUCUCUUCUUUUGCGUAGUACAAAGAUUGUGACUAAGUACCUGUAAGUUGGAAACAACGAAGUACAAACUGCACAUUCACUAUUUGGAAGUGUGCUACACACAGCAGAAAAUAUCGCUCUUCAUUUGAACUAAUAGAUUAAAAUACUCCAAAUGUUUACUUUUCAAUACCAAAACUACCAUAAUUCGUAUCGUCAAAUGGUAAGGUUUUUCUAUAUAAAAAUGCUGAAGCAGACAGAAAUAGAUUUCCCAACGCACUACGCAGAUAUUGCAGCACACGAAGCUUUAAAUUACUCUAAAAUACAUUAUAUUCAUUAAGGCACUACAACAACAACAACAACAACACUUUCACCUUGUGAUGCUUGUACCUUUAAUGAUACUAUUGGUGUUUUUUUUGAUGUUGAUUUUGGUGGUCUUGCUGGUGGUGGUUUUUAUAAUGUUAAUGGUGAUCCUAUUUAUUUUAGUUUUCGUUAUCCUGUUAAUUAG
Molecule: messenger RNA, 1941 nt
Organism: Rotaria sp. Silwood1
Lineage: Eukaryota; Metazoa; Rotifera; Eurotatoria; Philodinida; Philodinidae
Source: the annotation of a GenBank genome assembly